Molecule: messenger RNA, 5833 nt
Organism: Esox lucius (northern pike)
Lineage: Eukaryota; Metazoa; Chordata; Actinopteri; Esociformes; Esocidae
Gene: hspa12a
Product: heat shock protein 12A
Exons: 12
Coding region: 340-2406 (688 amino acids)
Source: RefSeq, a predicted model, not a curated record
UUUAGACUUUAGCCUGGUUUGGGAGACAUUCCUUGCCAGAACAGCUGCGCUAGCCGGGGAGGGGCGGGACAGGACAGGACAGAGGGCUACCUAACAAUCGGAAAGUAGGAGCCUGGGGUAGCCUACUACCAGACUUCCUUUCUUUGGAUGUUUAGAUCGUUUAAACUCGACUAAGCUGAAUGGGUCAAGCCCGCUGUGCAUCCUGUAAAUGUGCUUUUUAGCUCGCCAUUAAUAGCAAGUCUUAUUUUCUAGUUAAAGGAAGUGAAGAAAAAAGAGCGAAUAUCCGAGGGAAGAGAAUUGAGGUUGUCAUAUAUCGUAAAGUAAACAAGGACAAACUGCAUGUGUAACUGUUUAAGGGAGACUCAAGGAAAGAUAGAACAGAUGGACAUGACGACUGAGAAAGAAUCGACACCAGACAACAUAAUAGCAGAUGAGAUGGCAAAUCCCUCUCCAGCCAAGAGCAUGGGUGACCCAGGCAUCACCCCACUGUCACCCUCUCACAUCCAGCAAAAUGACACAGACCCAAACGCCCACACAGGACCUUCGUUCAUGGUGGUGGUUGCGAUUGACUUUGGGACCACUUCCAGUGGCUAUGCUUACGCCUUCACCAAGGAGCCAGAAUGCAUUCACACAAUGAGACGCUGGGAGGGUGGAGACCCCGGAGUGUCCAAUCAGAAGACCCCUACCACAAUCCUCCUGACACCGGACAGGAAGUUCCAUAGUUUUGGCUACGCAGCACGUGACUUUUACCACGACCUAGACUCUACAGAGUCAAAGCACUGGCUAUACCUGGAGAAGUUCAAAAUGAAACUCCACACCACUGCAAAUCUCUCCAUCGACACGGAGCUUCAUGCAGCCAAUGGAAGGAGGGUAAAAGCCAUAGAUAUUUUCGCGUACGCCCUGGCAUUCUUCAAGGAGCAAGCUCUGAAGGAGCUGAGUGACCAGGCGGGGGCAGAGUUUGACAACGCCGACGUCAGAUGGGUCAUUACAGUGCCAGCCAUCUGGAAAAUGCCGGCCAAGCAGUUCAUGAGGGAGGCAGCUUACAAGGGUGGUCUGGUUCCCCGCGACAACCCAGAGCAGCUGAUCAUUGCCCUGGAGCCUGAGGCAGCUUCCAUUUACUGUCGCAAGCUCCGCCUCCACCAGAUGGUUGACUUUGGCACCAAGACCACCCAGAAUGGUUUCAGCCCCACUGAGAAUGUGGGGACGGGGAUGACCCAGGCCAAGGAGCAUGUCCGGAGCAAACGGCAGAGCCGCACCUUUUUGGUGGAAAAUGUCAUAGGGGAGCUUUGGUCGGAGCUGGAAGAAGGUGACCGCUAUGUAGUGGUUGACUGUGGUGGAGGAACGGUUGAUCUCACAGUCCAUCAGAUCCGGCUCCCAGAAGGACAUCUCAAGGAGCUCUAUAAAGCCUCAGGCGGUCCUUACGGCUCCAUUGGUAUUGACUACGAGUUUGAGAAGCUCCUGUGUAAAAUCUUUGGGCCUGACUUUAUCGAUCAGUUCAAGAUCAAGCGGCCAGCUGCUUGGGUGGAUCUGAUGAUCGCGUUUGAGUCCCGGAAACGGGCGGCGGCCCCAGACAGGACCAAUCCCCUCAAUAUCAACCUGCCCUUCUCUUUCAUCGACUACUACAAGAAGUUCAGAGGUCACAGUGUGGAGCACGCCCUGCGCAAAAGCAACGUGGACUUUGUGAAGUGGUCCUCCCAGGGCAUGUUGAGAAUGAACCCUGAUGCCAUGAACGCCCUCUUCAAGCCGACCAUCGACCACAUCAUUCAGCACCUUACUGACCUCUUUGAGAAGCCGGAGGUGUGCGACAUCAAGUUCCUGUUCCUGGUGGGGGGCUUCGCCGAGUCGCCACUCCUGCAGCAGGCCGUCCAGAACAUGCUGCAGGGGCGCAGCCGCAUCAUCAUCCCCCACGACGUGGGCCUCACCAUCCUCAAGGGAGCCGUCCUCUUCGGACUGGACCCCGGCGUCAUCAAGGUGCGCCGCUCACCCCUCACCUACGGCGUGGGCGUCCUCAACCGCUACGUGGAGGGCAAGCACCCGCCGGAAAAGAUGCUGGUGAAGGACGGCACGCGCUGGUGCACCGACGUCUUCGACACCUUCAUCGCCUGCGACCAGUCGGUGGCCCUGGGCGAGACGGUGAAGCGCAGCUACACGCCCGCCAAGCCCAGCCAGCAGGUCAUUGUCAUCCACAUCUACUGCUCGGAGAAGGAGGUCGUGAGCUUCAUCAGCGAGCCUGGCGUGAGGAAGUGCGGCACUCUGCGGCUGGAUGUGACCGGUACGGAAAGCACCGCCGCCCGCCGGGAGAUCCAGACGCACAUGCAGUUCGGGGACACGGAGAUCCGGGCGAUGGCAGUGGACGUCGCCACCGCGCGUUCAGUCAAGGCUAGCAUUGACUUCCUUAGCCAGUAAAAUGCACGAAAUAGAACUAAAAAGUUUCAAAGGGUCGAAGGAAGGUUAAACGUCAGCAGGCACACAAUGAGCCGGGGGCUAGAAUGCUGUAGGAGUGUAGCGGAUCUUUUAAGCCUGUUCAGAUUCCCUGUAACAUGAGUUCUAGUCUGAUUCUGCUUUUGCUGGUCAGGAACAAACUUGCACUCAGGUGUUAUCCCUGUGUUUGUCUCUCUAGGCUUAAAUGUGAGCUGCAUUAAUGCCCUUCACUCUAGAAUUGUCCUUGAGCGAAUACAUACAUGCAACACAGCUUUGUACUGUAGGUGCUUACUGUUAAGGAAAGGGACAACCUGGUUUCAGGUCCAUUGUGUGGUUUCUCUGGUUGUGUGCUGUAGCGGUGCUGGCUCAUGGUAGCUAAGUGAAUACUGUAGUGGAUACUAUAGUAGCCUAGUCCAAUUUCACAGCUCAUACAGCCACAACUCAAUGCCUUUGCUUCCCCUCCAACCCUGGCUCAUAGGACAAUAUUUUCAUAACUGCUGUGAUUGAUUAAGACAUUUAAAGCCAGACACCUGGGGCUUCCAUGAACAGCAGUUCUAUAGAUUCAUUAGCAGUGCUCUAUAAUUCAGAUAUGUAUCCUAAUGAUGAGAGCAGAGUUUUAUUGGGCGAGGGUUGGAGGAGCAACAGAGACAAUGAAGGAAGGCAGUGUUUCACCUUUAAAAACACAUUUGAUCUGUUGUCACUUUCCCUGGACAGAUUUCCAGUCUGAAUUUAUCUUUACCUUCUCCUGUGAUAAGGCAGACAAUAUUCCAUAAAACAGUUAUAUUACCCUACAAAAACAAGCUUAGCUUUUAAAAUACAUUUGAAAUCAUGGAAACUAAGUUAAGUUUGGGUCAACAUUUUAUCAUACACCUAUCCUGUCAACAAUAUCUGUUAACGGCAAAGGCUGGCUGCUAAGUGUUGUUCAUUGUGCACUGCAAAAUAAUCUGUGUUUGAAACACAGACUAACACCCACCCGUUAUGACAUCAGGCUUGAUUGUGAAGACUAUCAUUUCUCACAAACUGCUUAAAAAUCCACCAAACUAGUUAACAUCCUGCACUGAUUCAGAGCAGAAUAUCAAUCCAAGAAUGUGAAAUGUUUGGAGAAUACAUACAAGUGAAAACGUUGACAAUGCUGCUAGCUGAACCUGCCAACUGAUUAGAAUAUAGCCUAGUCAUUGCAAUGUGCUUUGUUGUUGCAUUCAUUUGUUAAGCUUAUGAUACAACAGAGGAUAAAAAGCCACUGAAUUUCCUUUUUGAAUAUUUCAAAUUUAGGAGAUUUAUGUACAAGCCCUUUGGGAAAGAUUUCUUCUGUAAAUACAGUAUUUAAAUAUUGUACAGAUUUGUUUUUUUAUUUUAGCAGGUUUUGAGCAGAGUUUUGUUUGCUUUCAUCUCAACAUGUUUUAUUGUUUUCAUCAGCCGUACCAUGUGAGUCAAGGCAGAAUUUGAAUGGCACAUUCAUCGACUGUGAAUGAAAGUGAGCCUUGCCUGUGUGUUGCCCUGUAAUUGACAAAAAAAAAACACUUGAAUACCUUGGUCCUUAAAACAUGAGUGGUUAUUGUUAUCAAAUAUGGAGUUUCUUUGGUUGGGCAAUUUUCUGUUCGCUUUCUGUCUGUUUACAUUUAGUUUUUACAAUAUAAUUUCAAUUGUCAUCUGUACCAAUUGGCUUCUGAGAAAAAAAAGAUUUUGCAUUCAAAACAUUGAUAAGAAAUCUUUGUUGAAUAUUUCUAUCUAGAAUUAUUGCCAAUUCACACUGACAGACAGACAUAAAGACAACUGAAACUAUCCCUUAAACUGCAAAAAAUAAAGUGACCAUUCCAAUCCUCUGCAAUUCUGUCCCUAAAAUGAUUAUACAAGUGCAAAUUAUAAAAGAGCAAUAACAAUCUGCAAUUAUACCUUAUUAUUCCUUUACCACGAUUUAGCACAACCACUGAAUAUGUGCUUCCAUUUUACCUGUGUUUAACAGCUACAGUUACUGCUGUUGAAAUAUUAGAUCAUGAAUAGAAGGAAAGAAAAUGACAAUAAGAAAGAUUUCAGAAUAUGAGUUCAAUUAAAAAUAUAUCACUAAUAUUAAUGGAUUAUUAUAGCUUUUCAUUCUGGAAAAAUUUGUGUUUGUGUUAUAUAGCGCCUAACACGAGAUGUCAGAGCACUGCAGCAUGUUGGCAUGUACUGGUGAACUCACUUAGACACAAUUAACAACGCCUCUAGUGCAAAUUAAAGACAGGUAGGGUAUUCUUCACUAGGAUCUGGGCUUUGCGCUGGAUUUGAAUUGAUUUUGUUUCCAACAAUAGCUGCAGUUCAAAGAUGCACAGUUUGAGUGGCUUGUUACCAGAUUUUGUUUAGACCAUGCAUGACGACCUUACUUGAAUGUCUACGGUCUUCCCGCAUUGUUCCUCUAGGCGAACACUAAACUGGGGUUUAAAAAGAAUUAACCGAAUUUAGGUUGACCUUGCUUCAUUUGUUGAUGUGAAAAGAUGCUUAGGCUUUCAUCUCUAAUGCUGUCUCUGGGACUCUCCUGCAGUGCACGUAUUGCAUGAGUAACUCUUAACAAGGUUUCGGUUUGAGGGUAGGUGUGGUGACAGUGGUACAACAUCAUGUGUGAAGAAAAGUGUGACCUUUUCAACUCCAGCUACAAUGACCAAUGAACCAAAACUGCUACGGUAACAUUUAUUCGAUCUCACGCCGUAAUCAUAAACACAUCUUCCCAACUGAUUGAAAUCCAAUCCCUGAAGUGCCCAGAUAUGCCCGCUCUCCAUUCUAACUGAUUUAAUGCUCAACGAUCAACCCAUUCCCGUAAUGAUGAAGGUAGAUGGAUGACUUGUGUUCAAAGAUGUAAUGACAAAAUGAGUUUCUUUAAUGUAUUGCUACUUUGAUAAAUACGAUUUGGUGCAGUCUCCAGUAAUACACCAAAUAUUGUACGUAGCUGCUCGGUAUUCAAAGCUGUCAGUAUGAAUAUAUGUUUAGCAUUUCGUUGAUUGUGUUGGUUCUUUAAUACAGCAGGAUACCAUUGGCACUAUAAAUGGAUAAAAAAAAAUGAUUCUGUGAAGUGAUUUGUAUGACUCUGGAGUUAAAAGGGUUGAUUGACAAUUAAGCAGCGUCAUUCUAGCUAGCUUCAGCAUACUUAAACCAAGUGCUUAAAUCCUAAUUAAGAAUUUACAAUAUUACAGGACAUGAACGUUCACUGCUUCUUGAUUCGGUGCUUGUUAUAGGAGUCACCAAACUAUUCAGCCAUCAUUGCCACUCUUAAAUGUUUCACAAAUUAAAUGUCUUUCAGUUUAUUCUUUGGUUGGCACACAUUAUGUUUCUAUUACUGAAGUCCUGCUUUUACCAUUUUCAAUUACAUUUGUUGUAUUCAAUGCCAAGUAUCCACAGCCGAACUGUCAUCCAAUAAAAUUCUAUGUGUAUUUCAAAGAAA